This is a messenger RNA of Didymodactylos carnosus, 510 nucleotides long. NCBI's taxonomy places the organism in Eukaryota, Metazoa, Rotifera, Eurotatoria, Philodinida, Philodinidae. The record is from the annotation of a GenBank genome assembly.
AUGCCGUAUAACAUACGUUAUGAAGUAGAUGUUAAUACCAGACGAUCAGGAUCAACUCUCAACGAGGCUAAAGAAUUAACUCGUCUAACAGGAUUAAAUUAUUAUUUUUCAAAAUCAAUUGAUUAUCAAGAUGAUGAAUAUGGUAAUGCGAUUUUAACACUAUUUCCAAUUAAAGAAACUACUCAUUAUGAAUUACCAAUGAAAUUAGAUCAAGAAAGACGUUCAAUUAGUAUUAUACGUGUUGAAUUGACUGAAAAUCAACAACUUUAUUUUGCAUCUACUCAUCUUGAAGUAUCAGAUGAAUCUACUCGUCUGGUACAAGUACAAAAAUUAGUUGAAAUUAGUUCAAAAUAUCAACAACAAUAUUCAUUUAUUAUUGCUGAUGAUAUGAGUUCAACACCGACAAGUGAAACGAUUAAAAAAUUUCAAGAGCAAUUUGCACUGGCAUGUAAAAUAAAUGAAUGUCUUCCAACAUUUUCAUCAAGUAAACCAACUAGGACAAUCGUUUAA